Molecule: messenger RNA, 1386 nt
Organism: Medioppia subpectinata
Lineage: Eukaryota; Metazoa; Arthropoda; Arachnida; Sarcoptiformes; Oppiidae
Source: the annotation of a GenBank genome assembly
AAAAAACUCUGUCUCACUAUUUAUAUCCCAUUUAUUAGUUCUGGCGAUGAAUAUAUAGUUGGCAGCAGAAAGAGGAUUGAAUUGGUUAUCACUGUUGUUAAUAAAGGAGAGGAUGCCUUUGAGUCGAUGCUUUAUUUAUUCAUGCCUACAGAUGUUAACUAUGUCAACAUAAACAAAACUAAAAAUAGUGACGUGAGCUGUUACGGCGCCCAACCCGACCGCACAGGUAUUAAUAACCUGGAGUGCGAUAUCGGCAACCCUUUGACCGGCGGAUCUAAAUUGGAAUUCGUGAUAAUUAUGGAGCCAUCGAAGCAGAUAUCGGCCACAUCUCCAGACUAUACGUUCAUAAUCGAAGUGAACAGUACUAAUCCGGAACGAGUCAACGAUACCGACGAUAACAGAGUUAUUCUGGGUAUUCCUCUUAGGGUUGAAGUCAAUCUCACCAUUUAUGGAGCUUCAGAGCCAGACGUGCUGUCAUUCAACGCUUCGGCGGAAACUUUUGUUACACCGAAACAAGUGUUGGAAGACAUCGGCCGAGAGAUUACCCAUUCGUAUACAUUGCAAAACAGAGGCCCCUCUCUCAUCAAGAGAGCCGAUGUGACCAUUUUGUGGCCGACACGGGAUUUAAGGGGCAAUUAUUUACUCUAUUUAGUCGAUCAGCCAAUCGUUAGGAGCAAACCCAACAAAGGCUUCUGCAAAAGCAUUACUCUCGACGACUUAAAUCCAUUAGGACUUAGAUCAAAAAUCUCAACCGACAAAUCUCGACUGCCAUACGAUUCCCUGCCCUCCACUCAGGACCACAACACACCAUAUAUACGACAAUACGAUAAUAGGAAGGAUAUUAUCAGCUCAAGACAUACAAGAGAUACGACCAACAAGUUUCAGCCACUGGCGGCCAAAAAGCAUCGGAUCAGCGAUCCGUUAACCAUAGAACAGGCAAAAUCGUGCGGCACAACUAAUUGCACAAAAAUCAUAUGCACUGUCUAUGAAUUGGAUACAAACGAUACGGUGUUAUUCACCAUCAGAUCCCGAUUCUGGAAGGAGAACAUAGAGCUCAUCAAUUUAGAGGAGUUCCAGAUCUCAUCCAAAUUAGUGGCUUUAGUGACAUCAUUGCCAUACGAUGUCGACCACAGUCUUAUACUGCCAUACGUACAGACCGUGUCCACCAAAUUCUACGUGACCGGACUCGACAAGACUGAACCCAUUCCACUCUGGAUUAUCAUAUUAGCCAUUGUUGUCGGACUCAUUAUUCUGGGCGGACUCGCUCUGGCGCUCUGGAAGCUGGGCUUCUUUAAGCGCCGGCGACCCCCAAGCGAUAGCGCCGACAGAGAGCCCCUCCAGUCCCGCAACGGCUAUCACUACAGCAAAGGCGACACUUCUUUAUAA